Lactuca virosa is the source of this 1092-nucleotide messenger RNA. The record is from the annotation of a GenBank genome assembly. Lineage: Eukaryota; Viridiplantae; Streptophyta; Magnoliopsida; Asterales; Asteraceae.
AUGUAUUUCAACCUUCCGGUCAAGGAGAUUGAGUUUUUCAAGCUUAUUGUAUCACAACCGGUACGCUUUAUUUCAGAGCAAAAUAAAAUUGAGGACUUCGUUGUGACUAACUUAUCAAAUGUUUAUAGUUACUUACAAGAUGGUGUUGUUGAGGGAACACAAUAUACUAUUGAGGGAACCAUCGUCGAUAUAGAUAUGUUUAAUGAUUGGAAAUUUGUCCAAUGUGGAACAUGUCGUAAGAAGGUUACUAUGCGUGAUGGUCGCUAUUAUUGUUUUAGUUGUCAGAAAAAUGUUGAUAACCCUCGUCAAUCGUAUAAACUGGUUGUGCGAAUAAUUGAUAAAGGAGAAGAGAUUAUGUGUGUUGUUUUCAAUGAAGCUGCUACUUCUCUUAUUAGUUUUACUGUUGAUGAAUUGGUUAAUAAGAGUUUAUUAGAGGGUGCCGGUGAUCCUAAUUGGGUGAAAGAUUUUCUUCUCGGAAGCUUAUGUGGUCAUAAGGUCAUUUUCACUAUUAAGGUUGACAAAUUCAACAUGGUGCCAAAUUACGUGCAUCGUUUUGCUGUAACUAAAUAUUACAGUGACAAAAAGCAUAAUGAUAAGGGAUAUAAGCUUUCUCCCACGAUCGAGAAAAGUACGGUGGUUAUAACAAAUGAGGAAGAUCAUUAUAUAGUCGAAGAUGAAUAUGAAAGUUUGUCUAAAAUCACUGAAUAUGAAUGGGAGCUCUUAGACCAAGCGUUAUGGGGACCAUGUAGUCAUUUUAUACCAUCAACAAUAUCAACAAUGGAUACUUGUGAUACUGAAGAAAAUGAUGGUGUUAAUAAAUGUAUAUCUGAUGUCAAUGAUGCAGAAGCAGAAGAAGAUGAAAGUGAUAAUAUAGGGGUUGGUCAUGAUAAUAUUGAAGAUCAUAUUUGUAACACGCAUGUCUCUAUCUAUACUUUACAAGAUGGUGAAGAGAUUCAAGCGUCUUUUGAUGAUAUUGAAGGUGAUUCUUCUGAAAAAUCGUGUAUCGGAUCCUCAAUAAGACCAAAGAAGCGUCGUCGACUUCCAUGCUUGUGUGACGAGUCAACAGAUGAUGAUAUACCUAACCGACUUUAA